Leishmania mexicana MHOM/GT/2001/U1103 is the source of this 3999-nucleotide messenger RNA. RefSeq lists its product as hypothetical. The record is from RefSeq and is a predicted model, not a curated record. Bases 1 to 3999 code for a protein of 1332 amino acids. NCBI's taxonomy places the organism in Eukaryota, Euglenozoa, Kinetoplastea, Trypanosomatida, Trypanosomatidae. The transcript has a single exon.
AUGGUAACAUCGCCGAAGCCGCUUCUUGAGGGCUUGCACAAGAUCACCGACCGCAGUGUAUUCUUUCUUCCAUGCGAGAAUGAUCAUCUCGACUUGACAACCGUUAGCACCGCUCCCCCGUCGCACCGCAGCGUACUGCAGCGUAAUGGCUUGGUGGCAAAAGCGUUCAUUGGCGUGACGUUUUACGAGGUGCGCACCCCCGCCGCGCACCCGUCGUCGCGUACAUCGCCAGAACGUGACAUGUGCAAGUCCGACGGAACCGAUUCAGCGAAGCACCGCAAACUGUCCGCUGCGAAGCGAGAGGAUCUGUGGCGUACUGCGUUGGUGUACGGCGGCCUGCUGCACGACAAGUGGGAUGCAUUGGUGACCCCAGAGGAGCUCGCGGCGACGCCGUGGCCAGUGCACACCGAAACGCAGUACGCGGAGCUGAUGGAGGAGCUAGUUGCGCGGAAGGCUUGCACCACGGCAAAUACGUCAAGCUUCUGCGUGCCUAUCUUGUCCAUUGACGAGUUCGUUUACAAGAACAAGGAGGUGCGCGUGUGCCUUGGCGUGGCCUGGAUGCCAUGCUACUCGUACAACCUGCGAGAGUGGGCGGCAACAUUUGCGCAUUCUGGUCACUGCGUGCCAGAGGCGUCGCUCCUGGCGCUGCUGCAUAACGUGACCACCGGCGCACUCGCGCUGCGCACGGCCACCGGCACAGCGGACAAAACGGAUGCGGCCCUCUCUUUGUCCGUCACUCUGGAGAAGGUGCUUGUGUAUCGAGCUUCGGAGGCGGAAAAAAAGAUCGCGAAGGAAGCCGACCCAGACGAAGCGGGGAGGGGGUUAACAUUUGCGUUAGCCACCGGCGCGUUCAGGUGGCGGCGAGCAGAGCCGCGUGUUGACAAGAACAGUCGGACGAGCGUGCCGACACCGUUCCGCAUCAGAGCUCUGACGAAUCACCUGAUCGUCUCCGAGGAGGUGCAGCUGCUGUACCGCACGCCUGAGGAUUGCUCGCCGAGGCUAUACCCGACGCACGGCAGCGCGGCCGCAAAGCGAGAUGUCUGGACUCUCGGUGUCGUCCUCUACCUCCUCGCCUCUGGCUUUUCCGGCACAGGUCAUGCCGCCACCACCUCUCCGCCGGACCGUGGCUCCCUGUUUCCUCCCCUGCGCGAGUUGACACCGCUCAACUCACCGGCGCUCACUCCAGACUCUCUCUGGAAGCGCCUGCGGCGGGAGCUGGAGGACCGCGGCUACAGUAGCAUAAUCGUGACCGUGGUCGCACAGCUCCUCUCGCUUGACCCGCUCACGCGACCGUCGCUGAACACAAUGGAUCGCAUGCUGCAGGAUCUGCAUCGGCCAACCCCUGUGUGCCGCUUCCCGUUCGCUCUAGGCUCGUACGACCUGCUGCGGAUGCCGAACCCUACCGACAUUAACCUGAACCCCGGCGCACGGCGGUACACCAUGGAGGGAGUGUGCAUCUUGUGCAAAAAGCACCGUGGCAGUACGCCCCAGUGCGCCAAGGACGGCGAUCAUGUUCCGGGCUUAUCGUCGCCGUCGUGGUCUGGCGAGGAGCUGCUGCCGCAGCUGCACGGCAAGGACUUGCACUACAUAACCUUUCUUUACCCCCUUUGCGGGUCCAGCGAUGAGCGUCGGCGGCGCAAGCAAGCAGCACUCGCUUUGCAAACUUGCCACGACGGCAUCAACGCCGCUAGCAGCAGAAUCGCCCGAGAUGCCACGCCGCUGCUGGACGCUACGCUGCUGUUUCAGGUGUUCGGCGGCUUCGCCGUGUACGAGCGGGUGCCGGAGCGGAACGCGAAGGGUCAAGUCUUCCACCGCGUCACGGUGAAGGAGGUAUUGGUGCCGUACCCGAGCCAGGGGCUGCGCCGCUCGGAGUUGCCUCUGGUGAAGCUGACGAUCGAUUUCAGCGGCGGCCUCCCAUGGCCUUCCUGCUGCACGGAAACGCUGCAGAAGAGCGGCCGCGUCUCCUGCAACGUGCCACUCGGCUUCACGGGGGCUCACCACGACGUGAAGUGGUUUGGCUGGGUGCUACCUGGCGAGCGCUUUAGCCUGCCAAACGGAGGUCAUUGGACGGCGCCGCACGAUGGUUCCUUCGUGUUCUGGUUCCACUCGGAUCUGCGACCAACGGAUCGAGACUGCUACUUCGCUCUGACAAGUAUGCGCGCAGCGACGCUGCCGGCAAAGCUGCCGCGCACUGUGAUGCCCGAUUCGCUCUUUCGGAUCCACGCCGGGGACCAGAGACACCCCAGUAAUCUUCUGCCAAGUCGCGUAGGGAGCGGUAGCCUAGCGGAUUCUCGCGUGGAACGGGGCAGCAUAGUGCACCGUCGCUCAUGCCAAAGCGUGACAGACAUCGCCUUACCAUCAGCGACGCACGAGAUUGUGGAGGCAGACGAGAAGGUGAGGGUCCUUCUGGCGCAUAGGCCACUCUCUCUCUCCGUGUCGCAAGUGCAAAACAUGCAGGAGGAGUCACCGACCCUUGGGCGACGCCGGUGGAGCAGCGCAAAGGACAGGAUGCUGUCUCGCCACUCCCCCGUUUUCCCCGCGGAGGUUGUCGACGCCCUCGAAACACCCGAUGAGGCGCGACAGAAUCCUGGUGCUUCCCGUGCUCCGUGGGUGCUUCGCUCCGUGGAAGAGACAGGGAGCAGUGGCGUAGUCCUCACACCUCAGCUACAUGUACCGGAUCUUGAUACGCCGAAGCCAGACACGCACGCCAGAGCUGACCACAAGAGCCCGAAAUCGCCGGACUGGGAGAGGACCAGCGACCAAGCGCACCUGCCAGAGCGCAACCCCACCCAGCCACCCGUGGAUGGCAACACCACCGCGAGGGGCACACACGCCCUGGCCGCUCCUGAGAAGAACAUCUCUCCCGCCGCGUCAGAGUCCCUCACUUCCGGGUGGAAGAAGGCCCGCAGGUUACGUGGCGCGACGGUCUCGUCAGAGGAGUGUUGUGGUGCUGCAGCGGUGCAGUUUGUGGCGUCCGCACCGGCAAGUGCCGGCGUCGAGCAUCCCUUUAGAAGUACAAUGGUGUCCGGGCAGUCGGUGCUGACCGCGCAAAGCAGCGUCCUUGGAGGCUCACCACGGCUCGUGAAGCUGAGCCCUGUCUCUCAGCAUGGGGCGAGGAAGCAGAGCAUCCAGGCAACCUCGUCGUGGAUCACGCCAAAGUUGCCACCGAUUGUGGAUGCCCUGCCUGCGGGACUCGGCGAACUGCAUGUCUGCGGGCUAUGGCUGCCCAGCGAAACAGUGGAGGCGGUGUUUCGUUCUCUAACCUUCUGCAUCCUCUCCACCGGUGAGCAUGGCUACAUGCAACCACCAGUGAAGACGUCUGCGCGAGUGGCGCAUGCCAUCCGUGCCCCGCCGGGUGCAGAAUUCUUGGCCUUCCUGUCCAACCAGGUGCCGCUGUUUCAUCGCAAUCACCCGCGGCUGGAGAGGACGGGUGUUUCACUGAUGCUACCGCACCACGGGUUCACGUGCUACGCUGCGGACGGCACCCUUUUGGGGGUUCUGGGGCUGCGGUGUAGCACCAAGGGUGACCCAGACGUGAUGGCUGGCGAGUUUGAGCUCAUGAUGUGCACCAGCGCGGCAUUCCACGGCAGCAGCGUUGCUUCGUGGACUGUAUAUACGUCUCACCUCGCGGAGAGCGUAGGGGUUGAAGCGCACAUGAGGCAGGCCGCCGUCAGUCCCGUCAAGACAAGGAACGACUACGAUGGCGAGGACGGGCAGGCAGGCACUCUCCGUCACGUGUCCUCCUUGCUGCGCCCCGCGUCGGGCAGUCGAAAUAUGUGGUCCAACACCCCGGAGAAUCAGACACUCACCUUUACGGGUGCCCAUCAUCUCGUGGGCGAGUUCACACCAGACAAAAACGGCGACACUCUACGGUCUCGCAGGGGAGAGGGGGAAGCGGUGCUACCAGCGUGCUGGAUGAGCUUUGACGGCGUGUCGACCGCGCUCCUGUUUGCAGACGCGCAGCAGUCUGUCUGGGUGCCGUACAGGAUCGGCGGUUAG